AAAUUUGCAUCGUGAAUUCGUGGUGUUUUUGCAGUAAAGCUUGUAGUGUCCGUCACCAAAAUGCCUUCUAGCGAUCCUCUACCACCUAAAGAAAGUGCACUUUUCAGAAAAAUCCUGAAAUGCUACGAAAUGAAACAAUACAAGAAUGGCCUGAAGCUGGCAAAGCAAAUCCUGUCGAACCCCAAGUUCCAGGAGCACGGCGAAACACUGGCCAUGAAGGGAUUAACACUGAAUUGUCUUGGACGCAAGGAGGAGGCGUACGAUCACGUACGCCGUGGGCUACGGAAUGAUCUACGUUCGCACGUGUGCUGGCACGUGUAUGGGCUACUACAGCGCAGCGAUAAGAAGUACGAUGAGGCCAUCAAGUGCUACCGGAAUGCAUUGCGAUGGGAGAAGGACAAUAUCCAAAUUCUGCGGGAUUUAUCCCUCCUGCAGAUACAGAUGCGCGAUCUCGAGGGGUACAAUGAGACGCGGAGUCAGUUGUUUCAGUUGCGCCCAUCGCAGCAUGCCAGCUGGAUUGGUUUCGCCAUGAGCUACCAUCUCCUGGGGGACUUUGAGAUGGCAAAUAGUGUGCUGGAGACACUGCUGCAAUCCCAAACGCCCGCUGAUACGCACGACUACAAGCACAGCGAGUUGCUGCUCUACCAGAAUCAGAUUCUUCAGGAAUCCGGGCAGGUGGAGAAGGCGUACAAGCACCUGGAGGACUUUGCCUACCAAAUAGUCGAUAAGUUGGCCGUGAAGGAGACAAUGGGGGAGUUGUGCCUAAAGAUGGGCCGACACUCGGAGGCUGUGCCCAUUUAUCGUGAACUCCUCCAGCGCAAUCCCGAGAAUACCAUGUACUACAAGAAGUACGUGGAAGCGUGUGAGUUGCUGGACAAACCCACGGAGCAAUUGGAUGUCUAUCGGCAAUUCCAGAAGGAAUUCCCCUCGUCCAUUUGCCCCAAACGCCUCCCGCUCGAUGUGGCGUCCGGCGAGGAUUUCCGCCAAGUGGUGGAUGAGUACCUUCGUCGUGGCUUGCGCAAGGGGGUGCCGCCGCUCUUUGUAAAUAUGCGUUCACUGUAUGCGCACCCGGAGAAGGUGGAGACCAUCGAGAGGCUGGUGUGUGGGUACUACGAUUCCCUCCAGGAGUGUGGCUACUUUGCCCCCGAAGAUGACCCAGCGGAGCCAAAGGAACCCGCUUCGGCACUCCUGUGGACCCUCUACUACCUUGCCCAGCACUUUGACUACCUGCGUCAGACGGAGAAGGCCCUCAAGUACAUCGAUGCCGCCAUUGAGCACACCCCCACGCUCAUUGAGCUCUUCGUGACCAAGGGGCGCAUCUACAAGCACUCCGGGGAUCCCUACGAAGCUUUCCGGUGGCUCGAUGAGGCACAGAGUCUUGACACGGCGGACAGAUAUAUCAACUCAAAGUGUGCCAAGUACAUGCUGAGGGCGAACAUGGUGAAUGAAGCGGAGGAAGUUUGUGGGAAAUUCACGCGUGAGGGUGUCCUUCCGAUGGAAAAUCUCAAUGAGAUGCAAUGCAUGUGGUUCCAGACGGAAUGUGCGCUGGCUUAUCAACGUCUGGAGAAGUGGGGUGAUGCCCUGAAGAAGUGUCAUGAGGUUGAUCGGCACUUUUCGGAGAUAAUUGAGGAUCAAUUUGACUUUCACACGUACUGCAUGCGAAAGAUGACGCUGCGUGCGUACGUGGGGUUGUUGCGACUCGAAGACAUCCUCCGGAGGCAUCCGUUCUACUUUAAAGCUGCCAAGUGUGCUGUUGAGGUGUACAUACGGUUAUAUGAUAAACCCCUCAAGACGGAGCAGCAAACUGAAGAGAUUGACACGGAAAAUCUUCCACCGUCUGAGCUGAAAAAGUUGCGCAAUAAGCAGCGGAAGGCGAGGAAAAAGGCAGAGCUGGAGAGCGCCCAGGCGGCACAGGCGCAAGUGAAGAAGGAGCAUCGCAAUAAAUCGCGACAGCAGCAAAAUGCCGAUGGGGAUCCGGAGGCGCCGCAACUUGAUGAAUUAAUCCCCGAUAAAUUGGCACGCCCCGAGGAUCCGCUGGAGAAGGCAAUAGAGUUCCUGAAGCCCCUGCAGGCGCUGGCCAAAGACUACAUUGAGACGCAUCUGUUGGCUUUUGAGAUCUACUACAGACGCGGGAAGCUUCUGCUGAUGCUGCAAUCCCUCAAGCGGGCACAGAAGAUUGAUGCAAAUGAUCCGGCACUGCAUGCGGCUGUUGUGAGAUUUCGUGAUGUUCUCGAUAAAGCAAAUGAUAUUCAUCCGCAUGUGAGGACUGUGUUGGACAGGGGGACUGAGUGCCUGUUCCACGGGAAGACGGCAAUUGAGCUGAAUACGGCCUUCCUCAAUGCGAAUGCAACGUCAAUGCGUCACGUGUUCGAGGGGGCAAGGAUUAUGUAUCAGCUGGAACCGGAUAAACGGGAAAUUGCCAUCAAUUUGGUUACGGGAUUCGAAGGAGAGCAAUUGAAACUUGAGGAAUGCACGCGGGUGUUUAAUAGCCUGAAUAGUGGAGAAUUUGGCGCGGAUACGGCGGACUGUGUGGCGGCGUACAAGAAAAAGUGUUCACGUCAAUUUCCCUAUGCUGUUAUCUUCAAAGAUAUCCAAUCACUGACGUACUUGCAAUCCCUGGCGGAGAAUCACGUGGAUGCAUCUGUUGUACAGUCAUCACUUGAAUGCACCCAAACCACCCCCUCGUCGAUGCCGCCGUCGCAACUGCUGCAGGAGCAAUCAUCCAGUGAAUUGAAAUGAAUUCGAAGAAAUUUUCAUACACCACAUUAAAACACACAACAUGCGCAUAAUUUAUGAGAAAUAAAAAAAAUAAAUCUCUUCAUGAUGAAAAAGGGAAAAAAUGCUAUGAAGUUUCCGAAAUAAAACAAAAAAAAUCUAAAACAAAACCAAAUUUUGGGAGGAGGAAUCAACCAAGACACACAAAAAAUGGGAAAAUGGAAAAUUUUUUACACAGGACUUGGAAGAAAGGAAAAAAUUUGUAAUUGGUGAGUAAAUUGGCAUAAAAAAAAAAUAUUAUGAAUUAUUAAAAAAAUAGACAAAAGAAUUACUUUGAAUAAUUGAAAUUGAAAAAAAAAUUAAAGAAGUUUUAUAAUGAAAAAAAAAAAAAGAAUUGAAACUAAUGUGUAGCAUUAAUUUAAAAAAAAAUCGCCACAAUAAGGGUCUAGUCUAUAAAAAUUGCUAGAAAUAACGAAUCUUCAUGUGUGAGGAAGCAUUAAAAGAAAACAAGUGGGAGUUUAUAAGGAAAGCAAAUCAAUUGGAGAAGAAGACUCAAAAUAUCAUUGAACAUAGAUGAAAAAACGUUAAGAAAUAUCGUGAGAAAAUCGUGGUUUUUUUCUAUCUAAUUUUUCUUUUGUGAAAAAAAUCGAAAAUUUCAUCAAAUAAGACAAAUUUUUUCUAAAUAAAAAUAUUUCCACCAUAAAAAAUUAAAUGCUGCGCAAAAAAGACGUUUAAAUGUCACAAAAUCUCGGCAGAAUUUUUCAAUUUAAUUAUAAAGAAAACCCACAUCAGACGAUUAAACAAAAAAAAAACCCAUAAAGAAAAUCAUUUUGUGAAUUUAAUUACGAGUUUCAUUUUUUUCUGAUGAAAAAAAUUCUAAUGAAAGAUAAACAAUUGAGAAAGAAAAAUUGUAACUAGGUUAUUAUAUAAAUUGUCGUAUAAAUACAUAUUUAGGAACAUU
Lutzomyia longipalpis is the source of this 3676-nucleotide messenger RNA. It is a transcript of the gene Naa15-16, whose product is annotated as N-alpha-acetyltransferase 15, NatA auxiliary subunit. Lineage: Eukaryota; Metazoa; Arthropoda; Insecta; Diptera; Psychodidae. The transcript is spliced from 6 exons. Gene Ontology annotation, molecular function: protein-N-terminal amino-acid acetyltransferase activity; protein binding. Gene Ontology annotation, cellular component: NatA complex; cytoplasm. Bases 61 to 2739 code for a protein of 892 amino acids. Gene Ontology annotation, biological process: N-terminal peptidyl-methionine acetylation. The record is from RefSeq and is a predicted model, not a curated record.